GAUUUAAACGGAGGUGAAUCGUCCUCUUGUUGGCGAAGGAAACAAAAAUGUCGAUUGAAAAGCAAAGCGUGUCUGAAGAAAACCUUCAGGGUUCCUGGGUGGAGCUGCAUUUUAAUAAUGGAGGAGGCAGCACUUCUAAAGCAGCCACGGAUGAACAGUCUGCCAGCACGGCCCCGAGUGGAGACCUGGAGAAGAUGCUUCUGGAUGCUCAGCACGAGUCGGGUCGGAGCAGCUCCAGAGGAAGCCUACCAUGCGACAGUCCUCCAAGAUCCCAGACCCCUUUGCACUUGCGCAGGGGCUCCGAGGUCCACAGCUCUGGAGAAAAGAACAGCUCACAGUCAGAGGAAGACUAUUUGGAGAGGAGAAAAGAGGUGGAGAUCCUGAUGAAGAAAAAUGCUGACUGGAUCUGGGACUGGUCGAGUCGCCCAGAAAACCUGCCACCCAAGGAGUUUCUGCUGCGGCACCCGAAGCGCUCCAGCACACUCAGCAUGAGGAACACCAGUGUGAUGAAGAAAGGAGGAAUCUUCUCUGCUGAGUUCCUAAAAGUCUUCCUGCCCUCUCUGGUCCUCUCACACAUCCUCGCUGUGGGUCUCGGGGUGUACAUCGGAAGGCGUUUUACUAGUUCUGGCACCUUCUGAGGGAGCAGGAAAAGCCAUGAGAGAGAAAGACAAAUCUCACGUCCGCACAUCCACAUCCAUCUCAGCUGCUUAUCGUGAUUCAGAGCUCAUGUAGACGCAGAAAGGACGAGGUCACAUGACACACUUCCUCUGCCUCGCUUCCCCCUCGUGUAUUACAACUGGCCUUUCCCAUAAUUCCUCCCAUAAUGCCAGUGCAUUCCAGGGAAUGCCAUGCUAUAGGCUUAUAAGCACACGCCUGCUAGAUUUAGAUCUCAUUCAUUUCGUAUUUAUUCGUACCAAAAUAUUACGAGAGGAUCAUAAAAUAAGAGGAAUUAAGUGGCUGCAGGAGCUCCGGAAACGUGAAACUUCAGACUGUUAACUGGGAGGAAAUCUGACUUUCUGCCCCACACUGUAAAAACAAAUCCAUAAAUUAGCAGUUUUCUGAAUCUUGUGUUUUCCCCAUUUAUUUAUGGUUUUAAAUCCCAUAAGGGCAUCCUUCUGAUGACUUUUAAGCUUAAAAAGUUGGAAAAGGUUACUUUUAUUAACAUUUUUUUAAUAGAUUAAAGUGAUUUGUUAUCUGGGUUGGUGUUGUACACAUAUCGGUCACUUUAUUAUGUACACCUGUCCAACUGCUCGUUAAUGCAAAUUUCUAAUCAGCCAAUCACGUAGCAGCAACUCAAGGCAUUUAGGCAUGUAGACGGGGUCAAGACGAUCUGCUGCAGUUCAAAGCGAGCAUCAGAAUGGGGAAUAAAGGUGAUUUAAGUGACUUUGAACGUGGCAUGGUUGUUGGUGCCAGACGGGCUGGUCUUAGUAUUUCAGAAACUGCUAAUCUACUGGGAUUUUCACGCACAACCAUCUCUAGGGUUUACAGAGAAUGGUCUGAAAAUAAGAAAAUAUCCAGUGAGCUGCUGAGGUCAGAGGAGAAUGGCCAGACUGGUCUGAGCUGAUAGAAAAGCAACAGUAACUCAAAUAACCACUUGUUACAACCGAGGUAUGCAGAAAAGCAUCUCUGAAUGCACAAAAAGUCCAACCUUGAGGCGGAUGGGCUACAGCAGCAGAAGAACACAUCGGGUGCCACUCCUGUCAGCUAACAACAGAAAACUGAGGCUAUAAUUCACACAGGUUCACCAAAACUGGACAAUAGAAGAUUGGAAAAACGUUGCCUGGUCUGAUGAGUCUCGAUUUCUGUUGUGACAUUCGGAUGGUAGGGUCAGAAUUUGGAAUCAACAACAUGAAAGCAUGGAUCCAUCCUGCCUUGGAUCAAUGGUUCAGGCUGGUGGUGGUGAUGUAAUGGUGUGGGGGAUAUUUUCUUGGCACACUUUAGGCCCAUUAGUACCAAUUGAAAAUCAUGUCAACGCCACAGCCUACCUGAGUAUUGUUUCUGACCAUGUCCAUCCCUUUAUGACCACAGUGUACCCAUCUUGUGAUGGCUACUUUCAACAGGAUAAUGCAUCAUGUCAAAGCAUGAAUCAUCUAAGACUGGUUUCUUGAACAUGACAAUGAGUUCACUGUACUCAAAUGGCCUCCACAGUCACCAGCUCUCAAUCCAAUAGAACACCCUUUGGAUGUGGUGGAACGGGAGAUUCGCAUCAUGGAUGUGCAGCCAACAAAUCUGCAGCAACUGUGUGAUGCUAUCAUGUCAAUAUGGACCAAAAUCUCUGACUAAUAUUUCCAGCAUCUUGUUGAAUCUAUGCCACUAAGGCUUAAGACAGUUCUGAAGACAAAAGGGGGUCCAACCCGGUACAAGAAAGGUGUACUAAUAAAGUGGCCGGUGAGUGUAUAUUACGGUACAACAACCUUGUAAUGAACUGCCAGUACACUUUGUUAUUUUAGACCCAUUUCUCUAUAUAUUAUUUCUUAUACAUUAUUAAAAUGUGAAUAAAAGUCACCUUGUUAAACUGCAGAGUUGAAUUUUCAACACCAAAAGUCGACAGAUUAAACUGAAAACACAAAAUACGGAAAUACCGUUAAUUAACAGAUAUCUUUUACAGGGGUUUUAUUUAUUGAAAGCUAAAUCUUUAUAUUUAAUAUACUGGACUUGACUUACCUCGCCAAAAGCACAGUCAACACCAAAUAAAAACCAUUUGCUUUGGGAAUCAGGCUGCACACACAGUAUUACACAAAAAGCAACCACCCCUAAGUAAACACUACCACAAUCUACCAAAUCAGCACUUAUCUGAAUGUCAAUUGAAAUCAAAAUAUACUUCAAGGCUAGCUUGAGAGAUUUCAUCAAUGUUGAAUGGAGUUUGCUCACCUGAACUGCAGAAGUUCUUCGUUUUUUUUCCCUGAACGGUCAGGGUUCCAGCCCAAAGAUUGCCUUAUAUCAAAACUGUCAAUGAAUCAGGCAGGAGAAAAAGGGAAAUUGUGUAAAUCUGUGCAUGUGUGUUUUGUAGUGUUUAGAAAUCGUGUUGUGUACGUGUUAAUUUAGUGGUUUUGUAUCAACAGAGGGAAUCAACUGAAAUAAAUGUCUGCCCGCUAUA
Molecule: messenger RNA, 3097 nt
Organism: Danio aesculapii
Lineage: Eukaryota; Metazoa; Chordata; Actinopteri; Cypriniformes; Danionidae
Gene: bnip3
Product: BCL2 interacting protein 3
Exons: 6
Coding region: 48-638 (196 amino acids)
Biological process (GO): positive regulation of apoptotic process; mitochondrial outer membrane permeabilization
Cellular component (GO): nucleus; mitochondrial envelope; mitochondrial outer membrane
Source: RefSeq, a predicted model, not a curated record